GAGGCUAUCGCUGCAGGAGCCACUGUCCUGGUCAAUUAACCUUUGCACAACCGAGAAGCGGCUCGGUAGCGGCCAGUGGGAACCGGAGCCUGCAGGAUUCUGGAAAGUGGUUCUGGGUACCAGUUACAUUCAGGGAUGUAGCUGUGAUCUUCCCGGAAACAGAAUGGAAGAGACUGAGCCCAGAGCAGAAGAAUCUGUACAAAGAAGUGAUGCUGGAGAAUUACAGGAAUCUGUUUUCAUUGGCAGAACCAAAACCAGAAACCUACCCUUGUUCAUCCUGUCUUCUGGCCUCCUCCUGUCAGCAAUUCCUCAGUCAACACACGCUUCAGAUCUUCCAGGGCUUAAGUACAGAAGAUCAUUUCCAUCCAGGGAAUUCCAGUUCAGGGCAUCAGAAACCACAGGAGCACCAGUGUUCUUAUCAGAGCUGCUGGAGUGAAAAUGCAGAAGGCCAAGAGAAAGAAGGUGGCUCCAAACCCUGGUAUGUAAGGACAGAGGAGAGAGAGACAUCAAGGGCAUUCCUCAGCCAACUCCAAGGACAGUCAGCAAGUUCUAGAGAAGGCAACAUGGUGGUGGAAAUAGAGCCCUACUCAGCCCAAAGGGUAAACCCUGUGCAAUCAGACAAAGGAAUGAAAGAAUUAGAAGCCUCGAGAUUUGGAACAAACAACUGUAAAGAACGUGAGCCAGACUAUAGCCCAGAAUCAAACUUCAUUAGAAACUCAAGAACCUUCCUAGGGGAGAAGCCCUGUGUUUGCAGUGAUUGUGGAUGAGGCUUUAAAAAUAGGUCAACCCUCAACAGACACCGUCGGACACACUCAGUGGAGAAGCCAUAUGUUUGCAGUGAUUGUGGGCGAGGCUUUAAAAAUAGGUCAACCCUCAUCAGACACCAGAGGACACACUCAGGGGAGAAGCCUUAUGUCCGUAGGCAGUGUGGACGAGGCUUUAGCCAAAAGUCAAAUGUUGCCCAACACCAGAGGACACACUCAGAUGAGAAGCCUUAUAUUUGCAGGGAGUGUGGGCGAGGUUUUCGUGACAAGUCAACCCUUGUCAUACAUGAGAGGACACACUCGGGAGAGAAGCCUUUUGUGUGCAGUGAGUAUGGCCAAGGCUUUAUCCAGAAAUCACAACUCCUUGUUCACCAGAGGACACACUCAGGGGAGAACCCUUAUGUCUGCAAGGAGUGUAGGUGAGGCUUUAGCUGGAAAUCACACCUUCUUGUCCACCAGAGGAAACACUCAGGGGAGAAGCCUUAUGUCUGUAGGGAAUGUGGACGAAGCUUUAGCCAAAAGUCAUGUGUCAUCACACACCAGAGGACACACUCAGGAGAGAAGCCUUAUAUUUGCAGGGAGUGUGGGCGAGGUUUUAGCAAGAAGUCAUCCCUAAUCAGACACCAGAGGACACACUCAGGGGAGAAGCCUUAUGUCUGCAAGGAGUGUGGACGAGGCUUUAGCCAAAAGUCAUAUCUCAUCAAACACCAGAGAACACACCUAGAUGAGAAGCCUUUUAUUUGCAGGGAGUGUGGGCGAGGCUUUUGUGACAAGUCAACCCUUGUCAUACAUGAGAGGACACAUUCAGGAGAGAAGCCUUAUGUGUGCAGUGAGUGUGGCCAAGGCUUUAUCCGGAAAUCACAACUCCUUGUUCAUCAGAGAUCAUACUCAGGGGAGAAUCCUCAUGUCUGCAGGGAGUGUGGGCGAGGCUUUAGCUGGAAAUCACUCCUACUUGUUCACCAGAGGACACAUUCAGGGGAGAAGCCUUAUGUCUGCAGGGAGUGUGGGCGAGGCUUUAGCCAAAAGUCAUAUCUCAAAAGUCAUAUCAAACAUGAGAGGACACACUGAGAUGAGAAGGCUUUUAUUUGCAGGGAUUACAGACGAGGCUUUCAUGACAAAUCGACCCUUGUCCUAACAUGAGAGGACACACUCAAGAGAAGCCUUAUGUGUUCGGUGAGUGUGGCCAGGGCUUUAGCCAGAAAUCACUCCUCAUUCACAGGAGGACACUCAGGUAGGAGCAUCAUUUGUGCAGGAAGUGUGGACAGAACUUUAGCCAGAACUUAGAUCUUAAACACCAGAGGGCACACUGAGAGUGAGGCAAGACAGCUCAGGAACUAUCAUAGCUCAGAUACAGUUUCUCACAGGCAGGUUUAGAUAAUUAGGAAACCAGAUGGUUAGGCAUCUGCAGCUGCAUACUGUUUUAUCAGGACAUAACUCUUUUUUUUAUUUUGAGUUGCAGUCACUCUG
Molecule: messenger RNA, 2231 nt
Organism: Carlito syrichta (Philippine tarsier)
Lineage: Eukaryota; Metazoa; Chordata; Mammalia; Primates; Tarsiidae
Product: zinc finger protein 343-like
Exons: 3
Biological process (GO): positive regulation of reciprocal meiotic recombination
Cellular component (GO): nucleus
Molecular function (GO): histone H3K4 methyltransferase activity; recombination hotspot binding; histone H3K36 methyltransferase activity
Source: RefSeq, a predicted model, not a curated record